GAAAAGACUUAGGUGAGUGGGAAUUUGCAGCUCAUGCAACUGAUGUCAAAACACGAGCCACAAGAGUUCCAUAUAUUCAAUUUGCUGGAGUAAAUGGUCAAAUGUUGGUACAAUGUCUGAUAAAUGGGUUUUAUGUUAUUUACCCAGGUUUAAAAUUACAAUUACCAACUAGGAUCAAUCAAAUUAAUAAGUUGAAUUUGGCAAUAAGAAUAAUCAAGUGUGUAAUGGGUAUGUAUAACGAAUUUAAUAAAACAGUAAAUGAUCUGGAGACAAAUCAUAAUGAAUUUGACAGAAUUUUUAAAAAUGAUGUUAAUAUUCCUAUCAAACCAAUGCAUUCUCUAACUAAUUAUGUUCAUGAUCCUUGGUAG
Messenger RNA from Entrophospora candida, 368 nucleotides. Lineage: Eukaryota; Fungi; Glomeromycota; Glomeromycetes; Entrophosporales; Entrophosporaceae. The record is from the annotation of a GenBank genome assembly.